UUAUGCUUUGUUCUGAGAGCUUACGGUAUUAGCAACUGCCGUAUUAUUUAAACGAUUUACUGAUAAUCUGUUGGUUUAGACCUCAGACGUAGCCCUGGCAAAGGGGUUGGUUUUCCAUUCGAGUCUGAAAGACGUACCGAUCGACAGUGAUGAGAGUGAGCCAAACGUUGUAUCUUCCGUUAACGGCGAUCACCUCAAAGUCGAAAACGAGUCGCCAUCGAUUGCCAGCCGAAAGUCGUCGAUCAGUUCAUCACAUCUGAACUUUGUCGUACAUCGAUUGUUUCUUCUGGGCUGUCCACUGGGCUUAGUGUUGACUUGUAGAGCUUUGCAGUCCCUUUCUGGAACCUUACAUGUUCCAAGCGUCAGUCAAGUGUACAACUUAUAUUACGCUGUCGACUCGUACUCGUUUCGACUUGAGCCGCUACUCGUUACUCAGUUCGCUUCGAUUACUCCUCAAAUGGUACCUCGAUACGAGCGGUUCCCGCUUGGUGAUGAUCAAUCCACACAUAUUUUGGACUGCGUUCAAAAAAGCGCAGUCUCAGUUUCGAUGCCACAGAGGUGCUCAGGAAUAACGCUGCCAAGAGCAGAGAUGGUAAUUUACUGGUGUUCGAAUUGGAGUUUUCUAUUGGAGUUUUUAAACCGAUUUGUAGCAGCUGGUGGCCAGGAUGUCGCAGGCGAUAUCUUGUCAAAGUGGUGGGGUUCUAAGCGGAUCGACUAUUCGCUGUAUUGCCCGGAAGGAAUCUCUUCGUUUCCUGUCGCAGCCCUGCCAAACAUUUUACACUCGAGUUUCUGGGAGUCGAGGGACGUCGCUGCAUUCAUCAUUCGCCAGUUGACUUCCGUCGAAACUUUCACGUCAAAGCCUCAAGCAUCAGAGCAGUUUCGGUCUCUGAAGCCGACUGAGCGAUGGCGUCGAAGACACACGUCCUUCAAAAUCCGUAACAUCGCCCCCAACCACCGCGCCAAUGAUGUAAUUCUGAAUGAGAACGCGCCACAGCUUAUACACGUAAGUGGCGACAGCGUCUUUUUUUCGUUUUGGUGGAUUGUAGCCAUCCUUCACUUGCAGCGUGCGGCCAAGGUUUGA
Molecule: messenger RNA, 1081 nt
Organism: Soboliphyme baturini
Lineage: Eukaryota; Metazoa; Nematoda; Enoplea; Dioctophymatida; Soboliphymatidae
Source: the annotation of a GenBank genome assembly